AUGCGUCAGCUUGGAUUUUCGUAUAAAGCAACUGCAAAAAGUCCCGUGCUUCUUGAUGAAGUACAUUUUGUUGCUCAACGCGCGUCUUACUUUCGUUACCUCGACGAACUCCGUGCUGCAGGUGCUCUUAUAUAUUAUCAUGACGAGACGUGGCUGGGUGCUGGGGAGGAGAAACGUAAUAUUUGGGUUGAUGACCAAGGGAAAGGUCGGCUGCGCAAACAGGAUGGACAGGGAAAGCGCAUUGCCAUUUCGGCAAUGAUGGGAUUGGAAGGUUUCGUUGAACCGAUUGAUGUCUGGCAGUGCGACAAGGAUCAUGCUAUGAACAGUGAACGAUUUCACAAGUGGAUAGAAGAUGCUGCUUCUCGUCUUCGGAUUAAACAUGGUCCUGGUCAACCUAUUGCCAUAAUAAUAGACAACGCACCGUGGCACAAUGUAUUGUGUGAUGAUACCAAACCACCACAACGUGCUUGGACAAAAUAUAAACUCCAACAAUGGCUCACUAGAAAAGGUAUUGCAUGGGAUGUCAAAAUGUCCAAGACCGAGUUGCUCAAACUUGCAUUGUCAAAUGUACCACCGAAACGAUAUGUGACUAAUACAAUUCCCCGAGCCUUCGACGUCGAAAUCUUGCGACUUCCGACUCAAUCUAUUGAAUAUCAAUUCGAUAUGUUGAAAACACACAGAAUUCUUAUGGAUAUGAACCUGAUUAUCACUCGUUUUUAG
Messenger RNA from Rotaria sp. Silwood2, 720 nucleotides. The record is from the annotation of a GenBank genome assembly. NCBI's taxonomy places the organism in Eukaryota, Metazoa, Rotifera, Eurotatoria, Philodinida, Philodinidae.